AGAUCUGAUACCUCAACCACCUGAAGCAAUUUCUGAAUUUAAAAAAGCGUUGGUAUUUUUAAUUCAAGACAAGUUGAAAAAUGGGUAUAACCAGCAAAAACAAUGUACAAUAAACAUACCGUAUUUAGAAAGUUUAUUUGUAGGGGUUUUUAAUG
Scutellospora calospora is the source of this 155-nucleotide messenger RNA. The record is from the annotation of a GenBank genome assembly. Lineage: Eukaryota; Fungi; Glomeromycota; Glomeromycetes; Diversisporales; Gigasporaceae.